This is a messenger RNA of Penicillium taxi, 585 nucleotides long. Its product is annotated as GNAT family N-acetyltransferase. Gene Ontology annotation, molecular function: acyltransferase activity, transferring groups other than amino-acyl groups. The transcript has a single exon. The record is from RefSeq and is a predicted model, not a curated record. Bases 1 to 585 code for a protein of 194 amino acids. NCBI's taxonomy places the organism in Eukaryota, Fungi, Ascomycota, Eurotiomycetes, Eurotiales, Aspergillaceae.
AUGGGCAUGUCAGUCUAUAUUGAAGCUGCUCACUUUCCAAAAGACACGGAGGCUAUUCGUUCUCUAUUUUCCGGCUAUGCAGAGUCGUUAGGAAUCGAUCUCGCCUUCCAGGAAUUUGACAAGGAGCUUGAUUCGCUACCAGGGAAAUAUGCAGAAUCUCAAGGGGGAGCUCUUUUGAUAGCACGAGUUCGUAAACCCAACGAAGACUCUGAUAGGACCGCUUUUGCCCCUCUUUCAACAUCCCACUCGACCAAAUUAGCCCCACCAUUUCCUGCCGUCGGAUGUGUAGCCUUGCGGUCGAACUCGGACAACUGGUGCGAGAUGAAACGCCUCUAUGUCGUUCCAGAAGCAAGAGGUCUGCGUCUUGGAGAUCAAUUGGUAGCGGCCAUCAUUGAAAAGGCGAAACUCUUGGGAUAUCGGGGAAUUCGCUUGGAUACAUUACCAACAAUGACGGCGGCACAAAAGCUUUAUCGUCGAUAUGGACUUGUCAAGAUUGAAUCCUACUAUGACACGCCGAUUGAGAAUACAGUAUUCAUGGGAUGUGACUUUAAUUCAGUUCUCCCUGAACCUCAAGCGAGGGCUUAA